Molecule: messenger RNA, 309 nt
Organism: Impatiens glandulifera
Lineage: Eukaryota; Viridiplantae; Streptophyta; Magnoliopsida; Ericales; Balsaminaceae
Product: major pollen allergen Ole e 10-like
Exons: 1
Coding region: 1-309 (102 amino acids)
Source: RefSeq, a predicted model, not a curated record
AUGACAAAAACAGUAAUAACGCAGGAAAGUCCAACACCAACAAUCACUACUCAACCAACAAUCCCCAUCAUCAUGCCAAAUCCACCAAUAAUAACGCAGGAAAAUCCACCACCACAAAUAUUACCAACGAGCACCACUCAACCAACAAUCCCUGCAGCAUCGAGUGGACCCUGGUGUGUGACGAACCCAUCUGCAUCAGAAGCUGCUGAUCUUCAAGCGUUUCUUGACUAUGCUUGCGGAUAUGGAGGUGCAGAUUGUUCAGCUCUUCAACGAGGGUCUAGUUGCUAUAACCCACAUACAGUCUCAUGA